CAGACGCGUGGAGGAAAUCCAUAUUACCAGCUAUAUUAAAUCCGUAUUACCAACUGUAAAUUUAAACACACUCCAUGAGUCACCAUGCUUCUAUUAAUGAAAACCCAUGGUAUCAAAAAAAAAAAAAAAAAUUCAAAGCUGAAAAUAAUUGGACCUUGAAAGGGUAUUAAGGGCCUAUUUGCCUAUCUCCCGGAGGCUAUUGGAUGGAUUCCUAGGGAGGGAACAGUGGUAGGCAGAAAAGAAUUUCUUCCUCAGCAGUCCCAGAGGGCUAGAGUCAGGUCAAGACUUGCUUUCCUGGUUGUUUGUUUAUUCAUUUGUACGUGUCAUUCAUUCAUUCACUUAAGUAUUCAUACAUCCAGCAAAUAUUUAUUGCGCCCCUAGGCACUGCUGCAGACACUGGAGAUACAGCAGUUAAUAAGACAGACAAAUCCUGACUUCAAAGAGCUUACUUACAUUCUAGUGGGAAAGAGAGACAAAUAAGUAAAUAAUUUUAGAUAGCAAAAACUGCUAAGAAAGUAGAAUUAGGAGGCUGGAGAGUAAAGGUGACUAAAGAUGGUCUACUUAGAAUUGUUAAGUAAAGGCUGUCUGGGGAGAUGACAUUUGAAAAGAACUGAAUGAUAUGAGCCAUGUGAAGAUCAGGAGAAGAGUAUUCUGGGCAGAGGGAACAGUAUUCAAGAAGAGUUGUAUGACUCAAGUAUGAAUGAUGAGGAAGAUGGUAGGAGAAUGUAGUCAAAGAUUAGAUUGUGUAGGGUCCUAUAGGCCAAGGUAAGAAACAUGGAUUAUUGCUAGUGUAAUAGGAAAUCAUUGAAGGGUAUUCAGCAGAAGAGAUGCAAUUUUGGUUUUAAAAAUGUCACUGGUUGCUAUGUAGAGAAUAGACUUUCGGGGACAAAAAUAGAAACAUGAAGACCAGAUUGGGAGCAAAUGCAAUAGUGAGAUAUGUUUUGAGGGUGGAGAUGAUAGGGUUUGCUGAUGACCUGGGUAUUGGGGGUGAGGAAAAGAAAUGAGAAUGAUUGCCCAGGUUUUUGGCCUGAGCAGGUAGGUGAUUGUUAGUAUCAUUGAGAUGGAGAUAGCUGGGGAGGUUUGGUGGUAGAAAUCAUGAGUUCUGUUUUAGACAUGUUAAGUCUGAGGUGCUGACUAGCUAUACAGGUGGGCUGUGUGUGUGUGUGUGUGUGUGUGUGUCUGUGUGCGCGCAUGCACACGCGCACGUACAUUUUCAGUGUAGUAGUGGUUCUGAGUCUCUUCCUGCUGGGGAGUGGAGAAAGGCUAACUUCUGUUUAUCCUUUCCAUUCUUUUUCUUUGAAUUAGAUUUGUAUUCUGGACUGGGAAGUGACGUCUAGUGUCUCCAUGGCCAGCUACUGGCUCUUACAGACCAGAUGAAGUGGAUUGGAGACACAAGUGGAGAAAGCCUCCAGCUGGCACAUCCCCAGAGUGUGGCCCUCUGGCUGCUGGCUCUGCCCAGCCUGCCUCAUGGAGAGGAUGAAUUGGCUGAGCAGACUGGCCUCCCGGGGCCCUGGGCACCGUGUACCUCAAGGGGCCAGUCUGCAGACCCCUGUCAUGGCUGACCCUGAGACCUGCCUCAUGGUCUUCAAGAAUCAUUGGUCCCAGGUGGUGCGAAUUCUGGAGCGGCGAGGCCCUCAGGCGGCUCCUGGGGGUGCAGAUGAUCUCAGCGCUGUGUGCAACCACACUUAUCAGAUGUUGACACUGUUGGCAGAGGAUCGUGCAGUCCCUUCGGCCCCCACAACCCCUGGGCCCUUGCUGGAGUUUGCCCUGCGUGAGGAUUUGCUGAGCCGUGUAUUGGCAUGGCAGCUGCAAUGGGAUGAGUUUGGAGAUGGGGUUGAGGAACGGCGGGCUGAGCAACUAAAACUAUUUGAGAUGCUAGUGAGCGAAGCUCGCCAGCCACUGUUGCGGCACGGUCCAGUUCGAGAAGCUCUGCUUAUCCUGCUGGAUGCCUGCGGCCGCCCCGUGCCCAGUAGCCCAGCACUGGAUGAAGGCCUGGUGCUACUUCUCAGCCAGCUAUGUGUGUGUGUGGCACGGGAGCCUUCAUUGCUUGAGUUCUUCCUGCAGCCACCUCCUGAGCCUGGAGCUGCCCCUCGCCUUCUUCUCUUUUCUCGCCUUGUCCCCUUUGUCCAUCGAGAGGGCACUGUGGGUCAGCAGGCCCGUGAUGCCCUACUUCUGCUCAUGGCACUGUCAGCUGGGAGCCCCACUGUGGGCCGCUACAUCGCAGACCACUCUUACUUCUGCCCGGUGCUGGCCACAGGACUGAGUGCUCUGUACUCCUCACUGCCCCGAAAGAUUGAGGUUCCAGGGGAUGAUUGGCAUUGCCUGCGACGAGAGGACUGGCUGGGAGUGCCAGCUCUUGCACUCUUCAUGAGCUCCCUAGAGUUCUGCAAUGCAGUCAUUCAGGUAGCUCACCCCCUGGUGCAGAAGCAGCUGGUUGAUUAUAUCCAUAAUGGGUUCCUGGUGCCUGUCAUGGGCCCCGCCCUGCACAAGACCUCUGUGGAGGAGAUGAUCGCCAGUACUGCCUAUCUGGAACUUUUCCUACGGAGUAUCUCAGAGCCUGCCUUGCUCCGUACCUUCCUGCGAUUCCUGCUGUUACACCGGCAUGACACCCACACCAUCCUUGACACCCUCGUUGCCCGUAUUGGCAGCAACUCCCGGCUCUGCAUGGUCUCUCUGAGUCUCUUCAGGACUCUACUGAACCUCAGCUGUGAGGAUGUCUUGCUGCAGCUGGUUCUCAGGUAUCUUGUCCCGUGUAACCACGUGAUGUUGAGCCAGAAGCCAGCUGUGCGUGAUGUGGACCUAUAUGGGCGAGCAGCUGACAAGUUUCUCUCCCUAAUCCCACGCUGUUGCCGGCACUGUGCCCCUAGCCCACCCCGUCAAGAGCAUGCCUCGUGGGCACGAGGUGGGCCUUGCAGAGAGGCAGGGAGAAGGGAGGACACUGCGGGCCCUGGAAGCCCAAGUGCUGAUUCCUCUUCUGUGGUAACAGCGCCCCGGCCCUCUACACCGUCUCGUCUGGCCCUCUUCUUGCGGCAGCAGAGCCUGGGUGGCUCUGAGCCCCCAGGCCCAGCCCCUCGCUCCCCAGGGCUUGCUGCAUCCCCAACCUCCAGCCCUGGUCGACGGCCCAGCCCAGCAGAGGAGCCUGGUGAGCUGGAAGACAAUUACCUGGAGUAUCUGCGUGAGGCACGUCGUGGUGUAGACCGCUGUGUCCAAGCCUGCCGUACCUGGUCUGCCCCCUAUGAUGGCGAGAGGCCCCCUCCUGAGCCCAGUCCUGUUGGCUCCCGGACUAAGAAACGCAGCCUACUGCCUGAGGAGGGCAGGGACAAUGUGGGGGAAGGGGAGGAGGAAGAGCUGGGGAGUGGGAGACUGGCUGGGGGUGUAGGUGGGGGCCCUGGCCACCUGCCCCCUUCCCAGCUCAAUGGGGUACCAGGACCAUGGCCAGAGGGGGCCAAGAAGGUUCGUCGGGUGCCAGAGGAGGGAGCUGGGGAACUGCUAGAGGGCACCUCCGAGGGCAUGGCAGGACUAGAGGGCUUUGGGCAGGAGCUCCAGGAGCUGGAGGUGGCAUUGAGCAAUGGAGGGGCUGGCUCAGAGCCCCCACUAGAGCCUCUACUACCUCUUGAGGAGGAGGAGGCCUACGAGAGCUUCAGCUGUCCCCCUGAGCCCCCUGGCCCCUUCCUCAGCAGCCCUUUGCGGACUCUCAACCAGCUGCCAAGCCAGCCCUUUACUGGCCCCUUCAUGGCUGUGCUCUUUGCCAAACUUGAGAACAUGCUGCAGAACUCCGUCUAUGUCAACUUCCUACUGACGGGGCUGGUGGCCCAGCUGGCCUGUCACCCCCAGCCCUUGCUCCGCUCUUUCCUGCUCAACACCAACAUGGUCUUCCAGCCCAGUGUCAAGUCCCUGCUGCAGGUGCUGGGCUCUGUGAAGAAUAAGAUUGAGAACUUUGCGGCCUCCCAGGAGGACUUCCCAGCACUGCUUUCCAAAGCCAAGAAGUACCUCAUUGCCCGUGGCAAGCUGGACUGGCCUGAGGGCCCUGCAGCAGGACCUGUCCCCCGCCGCUCGGAUCCCCUAGUGAAGAGCCGGAGGCCAUCCUUGGGGGAGUUGCUCCUGCGGCACGCACACAGUCCAACCAGGGCCCGCCAGGCAGCACAGUUGGUCCUUCAGCCUGGGCGAGAUGGAGCAGGACUUGGCCUAGGUGGGGGCUCCCCUGGGGCUUCAACUCCAGUUCUGCUCCCCCGGGGCGGGGCACCUGAGCGCCAAGGUGAGGCUCUGCGUGUCAAGAAUGCUGUCUACUGUGCAGUCAUUUUCCCUGAGUUUCUCAAGGAGUUGGCUGCCAUCUCCCAGGCCCAUGCUGUCACCUCGCCUUUCUUGUUGGAUACUUCAGAGGAGGGUUCUGGCUCUCCUGUCUCAGGCUUUGGGCCCCUCAAUCCUUAACUCUCUGCCAUGGACAAUCAGGGCCAUGGGUGGCCUGGGUUGGGGCCAGGGCACAGGCUCCUUUUUAUGUUUGGAGGCAGUGGCAAGAGGACUUUUUAAUUUAUUUCAGAAGAAUUGUUUUAUGGAGAACUUAUUGCAAUAUGUAUAAAAGGGAAAUCUCUGUUCUGUGCUUAUCCUUCUUUCCCACCCUUUUCUAUGGGGCUGGGGCCCCAAGAAGGUUGUACAUGGAUGGGGAGAUGGUUAGGGGUAUUUUUUCUCUGGAGGACAUUGAUGCCAGGUUUCAAGGUUCCUCUUAUGUCCUAUGUUGCAUCCCCUUAGAGGGUGAGGGGGCAUGAAACCUACAGAAAAAAAUAGGUACUCUUCCCCUCCUCCAGACC
Messenger RNA from Trichechus manatus latirostris (Florida manatee), 4805 nucleotides. RefSeq names its product FHF complex subunit HOOK interacting protein 1B (gene FHIP1B). NCBI's taxonomy places the organism in Eukaryota, Metazoa, Chordata, Mammalia, Sirenia, Trichechidae. Bases 1468 to 4428 code for a protein of 986 amino acids. Gene Ontology annotation, cellular component: FHF complex. The transcript has 11 exons. Gene Ontology annotation, biological process: endosome to lysosome transport; early endosome to late endosome transport; lysosome organization. The record is from RefSeq and is a predicted model, not a curated record.